Messenger RNA from Corticium candelabrum, 2454 nucleotides. RefSeq lists its product as uncharacterized. Lineage: Eukaryota; Metazoa; Porifera; Homoscleromorpha; Homosclerophorida; Plakinidae. The record is from RefSeq and is a predicted model, not a curated record. Bases 1 to 2454 code for a protein of 817 amino acids. The transcript has 2 exons. Gene Ontology annotation, biological process: proteolysis. Gene Ontology annotation, molecular function: zinc ion binding; aspartic-type endopeptidase activity; nucleic acid binding.
AUGGCGAGUGCAGCCGCGAAUUUGAAACACAGGUUGUUGGGCGAAUUCCGAGCAGGAGUAGAAAGCAUCGACGAAUACAAGGAAAGGUUCGAGCUUUACUGCCUGGCAAACGCAGUACCGAUAGGAGACGAUCACGUAGCUCGUAGGAAGGCAAUCUUUCUAACGUCUGUGGGUGCAUCGACCUACAGUUUGUUGCGGACCUUGGUACGACCUCGCCAACCGCAAGAUUUGGAGCUCGAUGAUAUCAUUCAGCAACUGAUAAAUCACUACGAGCCAAAGAAGAUUGUCAUAGCCGAGCGAUUCCGUUAUUACAAGAGACAACAGAAAGAAGGUGAGACUGUUACGGUGUUCUUGUCAGAAUUGCGUCGUCUAGCUAAACACUGUGAGUUCGGAGACAAGUUGUCAGUUGCGUUGAGGGACCAAUUCGUGUGUGGAUUACGAGUAGAAGCCCUACAGCAGAAAAUUCUAGCGGAAACUGACUUAACACUCGAGAAAGCGGUACGAAUAGCGCAAGCUUUUGAAUCGGCAAGACAAGAAACGAUAGCUUUGCGAGGAGACACGCGCAGACACGGAUCAACAACAGACCACGAGACGGCAUUUAGCAUGCAAAGUAGUAGCAGUGGGAGGUCAAAGACAACACAGUCUGAUGUGAAAGUAUGCUACAGAUGCAAUGGCAAGGGGCACGUUCCUGAUAAAUGUCAGAUGAAAUCAAGAGAGUGCUAUCUAUGUCACAAGAAGGGACAUAUUGCAAAAGCCUGCCGGAGUAAGAAGCAAGGCGAUUUUAAGAACAGGAGCGGAGCAACGGGUACCAAGAAUACAAAGUACCAGAAACAAGCCACGUUACAAGUGGAAGAAGAGGAAGUAUGUUCACUUUAUGGUCUGGGAAGUCAGGAUGCAAUCAAAGUCAAUAUGACUGUAGCUGGACGAGAAUUAGAGCUAAUUGUUGACACGGGUGCAACUAUUACCGUGAUUCCCAGGGAGACCUAUGAGAAACAACUAUCUCAUGUCAAACUCCAGAGCAGCAACGUGAAAUUACAGUCAUAUUGUGGGCAGACAUUGUCUGUACGCGGAGAAGCGGUAGUACCAGUACGCUACGGAGAUCAAGAAAUACGAGGUAGAGUAGUUGUCGUCAAUGCUGCAAAUAAGCCAGCAGUGCUUGGCAGGAAUUGGUUGUCACAACUCAAGUUGGACUGGGCAUCUUUAUUUAGCUUGAAUGUCCUGGAUCCCGUACACGAGUUUCCUGAGUUAUUCAAGGAAGGAAUGGGAAAGCUGCAAGGAGUGCAAGCGAAAAUUACUUUGAGUGCCAAUGCAAGGCCAGUCUUUCAUAAGACAAGACCAGUACCAUUUGCGUUACAAGCUAAAGUGGAUACUGAAAUCGAUCGCUUAGUCAGAGAAGGAGUACUGACACCUGUAGAUCAGAGCGAGUGGGCUUCACCGAUAGUAGUGGUGAGGAAAUCUGACGGCAGUAUCAGAUUGUGUGGUGACUACAAAGUAACCAUCAAUGAAUAUUUGGGAAAUAUUGAGUAUCCCACACCAAAUGCUCAGGAUUUAUUUGCUACUUUAGCGGGUGGUCGACGAUUUACCAGCCUUGAUCUAAAGCAAGCUUACCAACAAAUGGAAGUGGAUACCGGGAGCCAAGAGUAUUUAACCAUAAAUACUAGGAAGGGUUUGUUUACUUAUACCAGAAUGCCUUUUGGUAUACGAACAGCACCGAGUAUUUUCCAGAAAACGAUGGAUAUGAUAUUGUCUGGAAUACCAGGAGUUUGUUGUUUUUUCGAUGACAUACUGAUUGUCGGUUCAACUGAUGCUGAGCACGAUGCAAGAGUGAGGCAAGUAUUACAACGCCUAAAGCAAAGAGGAGUCCGGCUAAAGAAGGACAAGGUAGAUCACGAAGGUCUGAAGCCUACAGAAGACAAGGUCAAGGCUAUCAGGGAAGCACCUGAGCCAAGAAAUGUGACUGAGUUGAAGGCAUUUCUGGGGCUGUUGAACUAUUACAGCCAUUUCUUACCGAAUCUGUCGAAUACUCUACAAGCAUUGUAUGAGUUACUUCAAAAAGGAAAACAGUGGAGAUGGACAAGGAAACACAGGGCCGCAUUCAAUGCAGCAAAGAACAAGUUAUUACAGUCUGGUUUUCUUACGCACUAUGAUUUGUCUCGACCAGUCAAGCUCAAAUGUGACGCAUCCCCAUAUGGAAUAGGAGCCUGUUUGAGUCACGAGUUUGAGAAUGGAUCGGAGAGACCAGUGGCAUUUGCUUCACGGACACUGUCAUCAGCAGAAAAGGGCUAUGCCCAAAUAGAGCGGGAAGCACUGGCAAUCAUUUUUGGCGUUCGUCAUUUCCACAAGUUCCCCAUUGGUCGAAGAUUUACACUAGUGACAGAUCACAAGCCUUUGUUCAAAAUUCUGGGACCUAAACAGGGCAUCCCAGCAUUAGCAGCAGCAAGGCUGCAGAGGUGA